AUGUCAGAUCAAUCUACCAUCCGACUUGCAUCUCCGGAAGGCAAGUUGUUCCCCCUUCUCUCCCAUGUCCCUUAUAUCCUCCAAUUCAUCCGAGAACUUGCCGAUUAUGAAAACGCCAUCCACGAAGUCGAAGCCACGCAUGAAUCCCUCUUAGAAACUCUAUCAUUCCCCGAUACACCUCCGAAACGAGGUGCAGCGUAUACUGCACUCGUCAUCCCACCUGCCAGCUCGGACAACCCAAGUCCGAAGCCAGUAGGAAUGGCCAUAUUUUUCUAUAACUAUUCGACGUGGCGCUCCCGGCCGGGAAUCUAUCUCGAGGACCUAUAUGUUCAGCCCAGUGCGCGCGGAAAUGGAUACGGAUUUAAGCUGCUUAAAUACCUAGCCGCCAAAGUGUUGGAAGUCGAUGGGCGACGAUUGGAAUGGAUCGUUCUGAAAUGGAAUGAGCCCAGUAUUAAAUUCUACAAACAAGUUGGGGCUAAACCUAUGGAUGAAUGGAUGAAGAUGAUGGUUGAGGGCCCAGCAUUGCGUACCUUGGCGGAAGAUCUAUGA
This is a messenger RNA of Aspergillus tanneri, 549 nucleotides long. Its product is annotated as GNAT family N-acetyltransferase. The coding region runs from base 1 to 549 and encodes 182 amino acids. The record is from RefSeq and is a predicted model, not a curated record. Gene Ontology annotation, biological process: protein acetylation. The transcript is spliced from 2 exons. Gene Ontology annotation, molecular function: N-acetyltransferase activity. Lineage: Eukaryota; Fungi; Ascomycota; Eurotiomycetes; Eurotiales; Aspergillaceae.